Messenger RNA from Anolis carolinensis (green anole), 2636 nucleotides. RefSeq names its product beta-1,3-N-acetylgalactosaminyltransferase 1 (Globoside blood group) (gene b3galnt1). Gene Ontology annotation, cellular component: Golgi membrane. The transcript has a single exon. Gene Ontology annotation, molecular function: N-acetyl-beta-D-glucosaminide beta-(1,3)-galactosyltransferase activity. The record is from RefSeq and is a predicted model, not a curated record. Bases 125 to 1087 code for a protein of 320 amino acids. Lineage: Eukaryota; Metazoa; Chordata; Lepidosauria; Squamata; Anolidae.
UUACUGCCAUACUAAUUCUUUCCAAUUUCUUUUUCUUUUUCAGCAAAUGAUUUUGCCCAACCCAGUUGUCCCUAUUCCACUUAGACCUCCAGAUCCUUUUGUGUCACUUCGUGGUUGAAGUUGAAUGGCUGUAAAAUACCUGCAAAGACUGUUCUGUGGUUUGUCUCUUGUCCUUGUUAUUUUAUUGACAUGGUAUAUGGCAUUUCCUUCCCACACUGUGAUGAAACACAAUGACUGGAUGUAUUUCUAUGACAGUGAGCCUGUCUACAAGCAGAAUUUUUCCUUCAUAUUACGUGAGCGAGUAACAUGUGAAGCCCGCAGUCCGUUUCUGGUAAUCUUGGUGAUUUCAAGACCUACAGAUGUGAAAGCGAGGCAAGCUAUAAGGAUAACAUGGGGCUCCCAAAAAUCCUGGUGGGGGAAAGAAGUUAUGGUGCUCUUUUUACUGGGCAAAGAGACAGAGAAGGAGGAUAUCGAAGCUUUGUCCACACGAGACGAAAGCAUUCUUUACGGAGACAUCAUCCAGCAAGAUUUCCUUGACACCUAUGACAACCUUACCUUGAAAACUAUCAUGAUGUUCAGAUGGGUCACUGAAUUUUGUCCAAGUGCUCAGUAUAUGAUGAAGACAGAUUCUGAUGUUUUCGUCAACACAGGCAAUUUAGUCAAGUUUCUUCUAAAUUCAAAUGCCUCAGAAAACUUCAUGACUGGCUACCCUCUGGUGGGAUCCUAUCCUCACCGAGGACUUUAUUUGAAAGCUUAUAUUUCUUAUUCUGACUAUCCAUUUAGUGUUUAUCCCCCAUAUUGCAGUGGAUUUGGUUAUAUACUUGACACCAAACUAGUUCACAAGGUUUAUGAAAUAAUGAGCCAUAUUAAACCUAUUAGGUUCGAAGAUGUCUAUGUUGGAAUUUGUUUAAAUAUACUCGGGGUGGGUAUCUCUAUUCCAAAUGACUCCAAACUCUUCUUUUUGUCCACAAUUGAGUUUGAUAUUUGUAAGUACAAGCACUUGGUCGCUGUACACGGGAUUUCUCCACAGGACAUGGUUGCAUUCUGGGAGGAAAUAACGAAGAAAGCCACAGUUCCUUGCCAGUAACUCAAUUUUGUUUUCAACAUUUUAACAUUUGAAGUCUGGGUCUUUUUCUUUAGACCAGGGUGAGGUGGAACUGUUGGGCUGCUAGGUGGUCUUCCAGACUCUCUAUGUUAUACUAUAGAGAUAUGUGAGUUUAGGAGAACAAUUGCAAGAAAGGCUACUGUGACCCUCUCCUUAGAUAUCCAACCAGAAUGGACAUUCACAUUAGAGUUAGCCAUUCUGGAUGCCAUGUUGGGCUUCCAAUAUGGCCAACUCUAACUUUGAAACUCAGUCCUUCUAUAAAUCCUUUUGCACUUUGAUUAUAUGUAUAUUGCUACCCAGUUUUUGUCAACCACCCAUCUAUGCCGUCUUCCAGGAUUUUCCAUUCUGGUUGUCCCCUUUCUCUUCUCUGCUCAGUUAUCAUGGAAUUCUACUAAUGGAAGCCUCCACCAUAUAUAUGACUUGCCUACUGCAAGUCCAGUGUGGACGGAGAAGGGCCCUCAAAUAUAGAUCCACAGGUCUGGACAGGUUUUCAUGAAAAGAGAGAGAAGCCACAGGCUGAUCAAAUUUGAUAAAAGCCAGGGUCUUGAACUAAGUCCAUAGCUGCUAAUGAAUUGGAUAAUGGCUUGAAUCCAGUUUCUACUCCCAGCUAGAACAAACCCAUUACACCAGUGCUUGCUUAUCAAUUUGUCAUUGGUUUAUGGGUCACAAUAGGAUUUUUUAGUUCAACAUGAGCCAAUCUGUUCAUCUCGGGGAAAAAAUUGAAGGACCCUAUUCUGGCCCACUUGAUAUUUCCAUCUUGUAUUUAACAUCAGCACCACAUAAAGUAAACCAGUCUGGAAAUGCCCCCCUAAUAUGCAAUAAUCAGGGCAAGUUGGACUUCUCUGAAGAAGGGCAUAGCUUUCAUAUUAAUCAGAGUUUAUAAAAAAUAGGCAUGGUCACCCCUAUAGCACUUGCAGAAUUCCUAAGCUACUGGUCAGAGGAAUACAGCAAUAGGUCAUUACUUGUUUCUUUUUAAAAAAAUAAUUUUAUUAGGGUAUAUCAAAUGGUUUACAGAUAGGUUAAAAAGUAAGGGGUUGGGAAAGUCCAAGGGAAAGAGGGGAAGGGGGAAAGGAGGGGAAGGGACAGUAGGAAUAGAACGAGUGUGGUAAGAAGAUUAAUUGCGAACUAGGGGAUGGGAAUAAUUGUAGGGAAGGAAAAGGGGGGCUUUCUAUGGUCUUCUAUUCUUCUUCCUUGCAGUUGAAAUUCUUCCUUAAAAAAUUGUUCGUCACGCUCCUGGUCUUCUCCUAUACCACGGCGGGGUUCCUCCUUUGUUUUUCUUAUCUUUGCCCUGUAUUUUCCUGUAUUUCCUUAUUUUCCUGUAUAUUUCAUAUUGUUUCCAGUCAGUCAUUCUUAUCGCUUUUCCUCUAUUUUUCUUCAAUAAGAAGGUUAAUUUGUCCAUGUCAUAUAUUUCGUCCAUUUUUUCUAGCCAUUGUUCUUUUGUGGGUGUUUCAUCUGAUUUCCUAAGUUUUGCAAAAACAAUUCUUGCUGCUGUACUUAUGUAUGUGAAUAAAAUAUAAUUGUUUGAAGUAAA